Molecule: messenger RNA, 812 nt
Organism: Penicillium canescens
Lineage: Eukaryota; Fungi; Ascomycota; Eurotiomycetes; Eurotiales; Aspergillaceae
Product: snoRNA-binding rRNA-processing protein IMP3
Exons: 3
Coding region: 78-644 (188 amino acids)
Biological process (GO): rRNA processing
Cellular component (GO): small-subunit processome; Mpp10 complex; small ribosomal subunit
Molecular function (GO): structural constituent of ribosome; rRNA binding; snoRNA binding
Source: RefSeq, a predicted model, not a curated record
GACAGUCUUUGCCAGCUCAACGUCAGUCUCGUUACUUCAAUCCGGUCUGAUAUCAGUAAGCUGAUACCACCGCCAAAAUGGUCCGCGAACUCAAGCAUCACGAGAAGAAGCUUCUCCGAAAGGUCGACUUCCACAACUACAAGUCCGAUGGCGGCCACCGUGAACACCAGGUGCGCCAACGGUACCUCCUCCAAGACCCGAUGGACUACAAAAAAUACAACGCACUCUGCGGAUCCCUACGCCAGCUCGCCCACAAGCUCUCCCAGCUUGAUCCUGAAACAGACCCACUGCGCAAGAAGCUUGAGUCUGAGCUUCUCGAGAAAUUGUGGCGCAUGGGAAUCCUCAAGCAAUCCCGUGAGCAGGGCGCCGGUUUGUCCAAGGUUGAGCGUGAAGUCACAGUCUCUGCGCUCUGCCGGAGACGCUUGGCCGUAUUCAUGGUGCGCUCUGGUAUGGUUGAGACUAUCAAGGCUGCGGCCACUUUCAUCGAGCAAGGCCAUGUCCGUGUCGGUACUGAGGUUGUCAAUGACCCGGCCUUCCUGGUUACUCGUAACAUGGAGGACUUCGUGACCUGGGUCGACUCCAGCAAAAUCAAACGGAACAUUCUCCGUUACCGUGAGAAGCUGGAUGACUUUGAUCUUCUGUGAUGGAUUCCAUGUCAAAAAGAAAAAAGCAUUUUGGGUUUUUGUCUUUGAUAUACCCGGCGCUUGUGCAUUGUGGCCUGUUAUGGGUUUGGCGUAUUGAUGUUUAAUGAAGUUAUAUCGAUUAUAUUGGUCCCAAUGGGCAUAUAUUUACUCGGAAAUGCAACUUUUCCA